UUCUCCACCAAACGUCGCAACACCCGAUAUUCCACAUAUCUCACCUCUCCAAACGCCCCGUAACGCCGCCAAGGCCUUCCAGAGGCUCCGAAGUGCAGCACACCACUGCCCCUUUACACAUCCAGAAGCGGCACUCCACAACAUCAUCAUCUACGGGUACUCGAGGACAACGAUUCACAUCUGCGCACAACACCGCUGCUAUGGCCGUCUCGAUCCAGGACCGAACCGAUGAGUUCCGCUCGAUUCUCGCCCAGGCUCAGCGACGACAGGCGCAGUCGAAGACCGGAGCCCAGCGCCAGUCGCUCCUAACAGCCCAGGAGAAGGCCCAGGCAAACCCCUCGCCGCAACGACAACGCUCAGAGUUCGCGCGCAAUGCCGCUGAAGUCGCACGAGGAGUCGCAAGCACAAUGCAGAAGUUGGAGCGCCUGUCACAACUCGCAAGGCGCAAGACGCUGUUCGACGACCGGCCAGUAGAGUUCGACGAGCUUACCUUCGUAAUCAAGCAAGACAUGACAGCGCUCUCUGGACAGGUCCAGAACCUGCAGCAAAUGAACGCGAAGUUGCACCCUAAGGCGAAACCAGGCGUGGACCAAGAGGGGGAGCACAAUAGCAACGUGGUUCUGCUGCUGAAGGACAAGCUGCAGAACGUGGGCACAAACUUCAAGGAUGUACUGGAGGUGCGGACGAAGAACAUGCAGGCAUCGCGCUCACGCACAGAACAAUUCCUCUCAACUGCGCAAUCAUCAUCUACCCUUGACCCUGGCCGGACCGACUCUCCGUUGUACCAGACGCCGCAACGAGGCCGCUCUCCAGGCGGCUUCAAGAACACAAACGCUGCACAGCAAGACUUGCUCUCCCUCGAGCCGUCGGGAUCGUCUGCUCUCACACGCGGUGGGCCCCAGUCAGACGCACAAUUGCUGCUCAUGGAGGAGGCACAACCACAGAACGCAUACAUCCAACAGCGAGGACAAGCGAUAGAGUCGAUCGAGUCCACGAUCCAAGAGCUCGGUGGUAUCUUCAGUCAACUGGCGCAGAUGGUGUCCGAGCAGGGCGAGCAGAUCCAGCGCAUUGAUGCCAACACUGAGGAUGUGGUGGACAACGUCGAGGGUGCGCAGCGCGAGUUGAUGAAGUACUGGAGCCGCGUGCAAGGCAACAGGUGGCUUGUUGCAAAGAUGUUUGGUGUUCUGAUGAUAUUUUUCCUUUUGUGGGUACUCAUCUCGGGAUAGAUGCUUUCCAUGUUGCUUGAUGUAUUCUUUGCAUAAUCCCCGGCGUUCAGGAAGACAGGACGCAUCGACACCA
Messenger RNA from Macroventuria anomochaeta, 1299 nucleotides. RefSeq names its product t-SNARE. NCBI's taxonomy places the organism in Eukaryota, Fungi, Ascomycota, Dothideomycetes, Pleosporales, Didymellaceae. Bases 201 to 1226 code for a protein of 341 amino acids. Gene Ontology annotation, cellular component: SNARE complex; endomembrane system; Golgi membrane. The transcript has 2 exons. Gene Ontology annotation, molecular function: SNARE binding; SNAP receptor activity. Gene Ontology annotation, biological process: vesicle fusion; endoplasmic reticulum to Golgi vesicle-mediated transport; intracellular protein transport. The record is from RefSeq and is a predicted model, not a curated record.